CAAAAUUUCUUCUUUGCCAAAUAUGUCACUUCCCAAAUUUUUUUAAACAAAAACAUAUUUUUAAUUUUCACGCUACAUUUGACGACUUUUUGUAGCUUCUACUUUUUUUGAAGUUUUGCCUCCCUAGUAAUGAAAGGUACAACUGAUCAUGAAUGUAAUAAGAAACUUAUAAAAGUUGGCAACUAUGCAAUGACAGGACGUGUUCUUGGAAAAGGCCAUUUUGCACGAGUCCAAGAAGCAAAUCACAUCCAUCUUAAUGUCAAGGUAGCUGUAAAAAUUCUUACAUUUCGGGACGUUAAAGAUGAAUACAUCAUCAAAAAUAUGCGCCGAGAGGCAAAAAUCCUGUCAAAAGUUUCCCAUCCCAAUAUAAUAUAUCUUUUUGAGACCAUCACUACAACCAAACGAUACUACAUAAUCACGGAACUGGUUAAUGGUGGCGAUCUAUGUACCUUCAUCAUGUCCCAACGCAACGGAAAACUCGAAGAGAAGCAGACACGUCCAUUAGCCCGACAGAUUAUUUCCGCUGUAUCCCAUUUGCAUGAACGUGGAAUUGUCCACAGGGAUCUGAAAAUGGAAAACAUUCUGCUAGACAAUACAAAAGAAACUGUCAAAUUAGUCGACUUUGGUCUAAGCAACUAUCGUCGUGGUGAUGGGGAACUCCUUCAUACACAUUGUGGUUCACCAGAGUAUGCAGCACCGGAACUUUACAUCAGUGGUCAGCAAUAUGGUCCAGAAGUGGACAUCUGGAGCCUCGGUGUCAUAUUCUAUGGUAUGCUUGUGGGUAAACUACCCUUUCAAUCGUGGCACAAGCCUGGUCUUACACCGGAUGCAAAGCGAAAACAACUAAUCCGGGAGACAAAAAUUGGAUUAACUAACCGCCACCAAAAGAAUCUAAUGGACGUAUCCUUGUUGUUUCGAAAUUUGAUUGAGAGAAUGCUAUGCACGAAUCCUGCGGACAGAAUUACAAUGCUAAAUCUACAAGCUCAUGCCUGGAUCUAUGGUCGGUUUUGUCGGGAAUAUCCUCAGGUGGACGGUACUUGGAAGAGAAUGGCUGUGACACAAAUAGCAAAAAUUUGCGAUUUACCUCCGUCUGAUAUUUGUCGAACAAUCGAAACGAGACGAUAUUCACCGUUAGCUGGUAUAUACAACAUUUGCAAACUCCAUGAAUUGCAAAGGAAAAUUGAAUCGGAGACUCUCAGGGAUAAAGCUAAGGAAGCUCAGAGACCCAAAGUUCAUUAUCCAAACCCAAAACCCAAACCGAUCCCUAAACCACAACAAAAAGUUCAAAAAGCUCCUGAAAAUGUCCCAGUUCCUAUUACAGGUCCACCUAUUUUAAAGACUGGAGAGGGAGACCAAAUAAAACAAAAUAAUAAAACCCUUUGUUCGAAAGCAAUCAAAUCCCAUAAUCAAAGACCCAAAUCACCUUUCACCAUUGGUCCUUCUUCAACAACAACCAGGAGAGGUCGUUUUACAAUGGGCAUCGGAGCUGUAUUAAGUAAAAUGUUGCUCAAGAACAAACAACAACAAACAAAUCUACCACCUAAGCAGGAAAUCAGUAAAGAAAGAAAAACCAUAGACAGAAAAUUAAAAGGAAUUCCUAUGCAUACAGCUGCCAGAGCUGCUGCGAGAUUGGAGUUGGAGAAGAGACCCCGUUCAUAAGCAAUAAAUACAAAAAAAAACUAAUAUCGAGACUUAUAAUAAAUUAAUAAUACAAAACAUAUAUUCUUAACAUCUACUUAAAACAUAAAACAUAUAAAUCAACAAUAAAAUAUGAAUCAUUUUGUUUCUUAAUUA
Molecule: messenger RNA, 1794 nt
Organism: Eupeodes corollae
Lineage: Eukaryota; Metazoa; Arthropoda; Insecta; Diptera; Syrphidae
Exons: 11
Coding region: 130-1659 (509 amino acids)
Biological process (GO): protein phosphorylation; microtubule cytoskeleton organization; intracellular signal transduction
Cellular component (GO): cytoplasm
Molecular function (GO): tau-protein kinase activity; ATP binding; protein serine/threonine kinase activity
Source: RefSeq, a predicted model, not a curated record